Molecule: messenger RNA, 765 nt
Organism: Pisolithus orientalis
Lineage: Eukaryota; Fungi; Basidiomycota; Agaricomycetes; Boletales; Pisolithaceae
Exons: 1
Coding region: 1-765 (254 amino acids)
Source: RefSeq, a predicted model, not a curated record
AUGUCAGCAGAUGGUGCUAUCAAAAGCACACUACAAUCACCCCCUCUCAGUGCCCCAAUGCUUUUAAAUACACACUCUCCCCCUCAGCUUGACCAUGCAGAUUAUGCCAAGACUCGUUGCUGGACCGAGGAAGACUGGAAAAGGUGGUGCAUGACUCCAGAAGGACAAGGUGCUAACUCACAGAUGUCGUUUCUUGAGGACAAGAAUGGGGAAGCACUUCCAGCUGCAAGGAUCACUAACAUCCUCCAGGCAAUGCGAAGUAUCUGGCAUGAGUUCCAUAAAUAUGGACUCAUCAAUGCUCAGACAACUUGGUCCUCGAUGCCAUUGACACUCAAGAAGGCAUUCCACCUUGAGAUCAUGCAGUCUUUUCCAGAACUCAACUUAUGUGCAGACCACUGGAAGAGUGAUAUGCUUGCAAAGAAACACUACUCAUCCUUUAAGCAGACUUGGUUCACUAACAGGUCAGAUGAGAAAGUUGCCAGCUUUGCUAAGUGCAAGAUGAAGACUGAAACAGCAGAGAACAUGGUAUCACCAACACCCAAAUGGCCAAAACUUCCUCUUGGGUCUCAAUUGCUGACUGAGGGCGAUGGUAGUGCUAGUGACAGUCUGCAGAUUGACAUGCCAAAUGAGCCAUCUCCAACUACUCAUUCCAACUCAUUGCUGCUUACCUUCAAUUGGACUAAUGAUGAGGGUGUCCCUACACCCAACAAUGAAAAUGCUCAUGCACCAGGCAAGACUGCAUAUAUACAAUUUUGGUGCUACUAA